Metschnikowia bicuspidata var. bicuspidata NRRL YB-4993 is the source of this 330-nucleotide messenger RNA. It is a transcript of the gene SEN15, whose product is annotated as Sen15p. Bases 1 to 330 code for a protein of 109 amino acids. Gene Ontology annotation, cellular component: tRNA-intron endonuclease complex. The record is from RefSeq and is a predicted model, not a curated record. Gene Ontology annotation, molecular function: nucleic acid binding. Gene Ontology annotation, biological process: tRNA splicing, via endonucleolytic cleavage and ligation; tRNA-type intron splice site recognition and cleavage. The transcript has a single exon. NCBI's taxonomy places the organism in Eukaryota, Fungi, Ascomycota, Pichiomycetes, Serinales, Metschnikowiaceae.
AUGGAUCUCGCGGCACAAGUUGAAAAAAAUCUUGUCCAUUAUAAUUUGUGGACUGAUGUGCGGGUGUUUCGCAAGGACGACAGAUUUGCUGUCCUCCAGGGUCAGCCUCCAAGCAAACUAGCUGAGAAUGACGCCAUGCAGCCAGAAUGGGUGGUUCCGAAGUCCAUGAAUGACGUCAAAUGCUCCAUGGCGGAAAUUGCAGCGUGGUUUGACUAUGUGGCCACCAUUUCGGAGCGGCCAAAAAGAGUCACCAUGGCGAUCGUUCAAGACGACGGUACAGUCGUGUACUAUUUCGUCCACGAUGGCGUGACAGCUCCGCGGCAAAACUAG